This is a messenger RNA of Aspergillus melleus, 513 nucleotides long. RefSeq names its product GNAT family N-acetyltransferase. The coding region runs from base 1 to 513 and encodes 170 amino acids. Lineage: Eukaryota; Fungi; Ascomycota; Eurotiomycetes; Eurotiales; Aspergillaceae. The record is from RefSeq and is a predicted model, not a curated record. Gene Ontology annotation, molecular function: N-acetyltransferase activity. The transcript has 2 exons.
AUGGAGCCCCAGCUCCAGAGACUGAAGCAUCUCACGCUCAAAAAUAUGUCCGUCACACUCACCACGCUCAAACCCGAGAAUUACGCCUCGUGGGCUAGUCUCUGGAAACAGUUCAUUGCACACUGCGAGGCGGAAUUACCUCAAUCCCAAUACGAAGACACAUUCAAGCGCAUCGUUGACCCGGACGGCAACCUGCAAGCCCAUGUACUCGUGAACGAAACGGGCGCCGUCGUCGGACUGGCGCAUUAUUUCUUCCACCAGAGCGUUUGGAAUCCGCAUCAUGUUUGUUAUUUGAGUGAUCUAUUCGUCGACUCGUCUCUCCGCGGGAAAGGCUACGGCAAGACCCUCAUUGAGGCUACGGCAAAGUCGGCUGAGGAGAAAGGCUGUAGAAGACUUUACUGGGCGGCGUACCAUACGAACACGUCGGCACGCCGGAUGUACGACACGGUCGCGAAUGCGAAAUGUGAAUUUGUCGAGUAUCGCAUGCCGCUGAAUACAGACAAGUCUCAUUAG